GUAGCGGGAAGAAGGUUAGGAGCAGGAGCAGAGUUCUGGGAAGCCGCCAUAGCGCGUCGUCGUUGAAAAAGUAUGGUGACGAUGAGUUUGAUGGAAACGAUGAACAAGAGCAGAAAAGAGUGGACAGCGAUGAUGAUGCCGAAAUGGCCAUGAUGGCAUUGAUGAUAUGGAAGAGAGGAUCUGGAAGGGAUGUUAAUUCCUUCGUGGCUAGAACACCACGUUCGAGUGUCGAUGCUGGACAUCCUGUUGUCGUUACUAACGGUGUGGACACCUCGAGUCAAUAGCCACCAAUCCUUUGGCCAGGCAUUGAGUCAUAAACAAAUGCAGCUAAGCCGGGAGCCACCGUCGCCACCGCCACGACUACCGCGAUCAAACAUAGCCGCUUAUCACCAAAAUGAUUUUCCUAGGCCUCACUCAGGCGCAAAGUCACCAGCUAUGCGAAAGUGUCUUCAGCAAACCCAACAGUCACAACAGCAACCUUCACUUUCUGGUGGUGGACGCAGUCAGCUGAAUAGUGGAUACAGCUCUUCUGGGUCCUCUUCUGCAGCGUUGACGUCGUCUUAUUCGUCAACUCAAUCGAACAAUAGCUCGUCUGCUUCAUCUCUGGGUUCGGUUGCAGCAUUGCUGGAAGAAGAAAACGGGCGAUGAAGGAAAUUCAACAGCAACAGUAUCAUUCUGGAGGGGCUCGGUCCAAGAAUGCAAUGCUCAAUGUCCCCACAGGAUUUCAUUUGGCAACACAGCCUCGAGAGGCUCAUCACGUAGGCAUUCGGACCAUGCUCAACCGCUUCUCGGCUUCAAACAAGGAUCACACAACACGGUUAUGACCGCCGCUGAGUGUGCAUGACAAAGAAAAAAGAAAA
Messenger RNA from Lobosporangium transversale, 860 nucleotides. RefSeq lists its product as hypothetical. The record is from RefSeq and is a predicted model, not a curated record. The coding region runs from base 190 to 648 and encodes 152 amino acids. NCBI's taxonomy places the organism in Eukaryota, Fungi, Mortierellomycota, Mortierellomycetes, Mortierellales, Mortierellaceae. The transcript has a single exon.